UGCGGAGACAGAAAAUUUGAGCAAAGUAACGUUAACGACAGCCUGUUUACAAUAUAUUGGUGUUGUACUACAUCUUACAUGUGAUUCUCAAGGCAAGGCGUCAAUACAGAUAUGGAAACUAUUGCUGUUUCCACCGAGAGAGAAGGCAUCACCACGCCUAAACAGACUGGUUCUUCAGAGAAUGCUGAUGAAGAGGCAGCCGAUAUAGAAACAAUCAGUACGUUUCCCGUUAGUCGCGGAUUUAUCAACGCGAUGUACGAGGGUGGUUCGUCCGAACAAGGAGAACGACCGGCAAUUUUUACUAAAGAUGGAGGACCUGACACCGAAUGCAUUGAUCCAGGCGACAAUGACAGCCAAGUGUACCACUCAAUCAACGAAGAUGACAUCGAGAAUCAACAGAAGCCAGAUACGGUCAAACAAAAUGGUGGACAACCAACUGAGAAAGACACCAAACUACCCAGUCAGAGGAAGAGGGAUGACUGCAUGCAUACGAACACGACCUACUCGUCUGGGGUACAAGAUAAAGAGACCAAAUUUGCCUGCUGGAGGACAUCCUUGUACCUGUCAUGCCCAGAGGGAGAGGCUUUAUCAAUCGACCACGCCAACUUCGGACGGACGACCACCUCCAUCUUCUGUCCCUGUACUACGUGCGACACCAACUGUCGCGCAGCCAACAGCCUGGCCGUCAUGAAGGGCGCCUGUGAGGGAUACCAACAGUGCUCCGUGAGCGCAAAUUCUCUUUUUUUCGGUGAUCCCUGCUUUGGGACUCAGAAGUACUUGGAGGCAACAUAUCACUGUGUCAAAGUGAUUCCUGUCACAAAUGACCAGCUGGGAGCACUAGUGCGCAAGCACGCACCAAAAGUGUGGCUGGCGAAAGGCGAGAAGUUCAACCCUUCCAGCAUCGACUUUCAUCUUCGUAACGUCAAGGUGCACGAUGGUGGCAGGGUAUAUUCCAGCACGCCGUCUACCCUGCCCAACUGUACCGAGGCUUGUUACAUGAGCACCGCCCAACCCCUGCCGCAUCCCGACUCCACGCUGCCUUUCUUCAGUGGAGAACAGAUCGGACCCACCAGGCAACCUCCCGUUUACGCUGUUAUAAAGAGGGUCAACUCGAUCACUACAGACAUCUUCUACUGGAUGUUCUUCCCGUACAACUUGGGGAAGAAAGUCUGCGUCGGAUUCAGGAUAAAGGUUUUUAAUGCUUGCGCCGGAAAAUACAAGACUUUCGGGCAUCGCGUGGGUGACUGGGAACACAUGACUAUUCGUCUGGUGGGAAAAUAUCCAAGCAGCAUCUAUGUUCAUUCUCCACACAAAUCUGCAGGUAUAUACACCUGGGAGGGCGCAUCGCAGACAUACAGGAAGGAUGACGAUAUUGUACUGACUGAGGGGACACAUCCCAUUCUGUAUUCAGCUUACGGCGGUCACAAGCUGUGGCCAUGCUCUGGCACCCACAAACACAUGACAAUCCUGAGGGACAAACAGCAGGACGAGACCAAUAAGGGGACGGCAUGGGACACGUGGAAGAACGUAACCUCCACCAUGUACCGGCCAGACGGAGGUUACACCGGGUCCUGGACAUGGAUGAACUUCAAGGGACGCUGGGGUAACAAAGAGGCUGGAUGUGAUACAAUCAAGAACCUCGGCAGUCAGUGCACACUGAACAAUGGGAUAAGCAUUAUGACAAGCAUGAAGGAAAUGAAAACUGACGAGCUGGAUUAACCCUUGUCCUGUUGGCAUUCCUGGCACAAUAUUUUCAAUAAUUUCAUGUCUUAAUUAGAUCAUAGCCCCCAAAUGUUUUUACCCUACAGUGGCAUAGUUACUUCCGCAUUUGUUGCGUUUCGCUGCGGUGUGAUGCGUUGCACGAGAAAUACUUACCCCCAAAUAGUGCCUAUACAGAGUGCUCUAUAGAUGGUACUGUAUGUGCAGAACAACAAUUGUUGUGCUCCGCAAAUAUACAUAUAUUGAAUGAUACGAUGAAUAGUGGUAUAUCUUGCUCUUGCCAUUUAACCUUUAGAAUGUAGGGAGGUCGAGAUCAGUUACUCCUAGUGCUAACACUAGUGCUACACCUAACAAGACUGUACGCAAAUGCUAAUUUUACAAAACCGUUAUGAGCAAAUACCAUGUACAUAGAAACAGAAAAGUAUACUUAAGAGAAUGUUAAAACUGAUGGCAUUUAUUUCUAAUUGAGAGUUGUCUUGUGAAUACUUAAUAACCAUAACUUAUACAGUUUGCAUCAUAUUUUUAGUUUGGCCACAACUCUGUUGACAUAACGGAAAUCGAUAAAUGGACAUCGCAGAAGAUUUGAAGAGAGGAAAUUGGCUAAUUUACAAAGCAAGUUCAUACGUUCAGGUCAUAAUAUAUUUCGUCUGUGUUUAGAGCCUUUUAAGUAAACAUAAAUCGUAUUUUGAAUCUUUGCAGUAUUAUCUGCUCUGUGUAUUUUAUGUAUUAAGUGUUUUAUCGAUGUUAAUGUUGACACAUUACAGGCUUAAAUUUUUAUUACUAUGUCAAUGCCAAUCUCAAGAAAGCUGAAUCAUAUCUGUAUUAUUAUUACCACCAGCAACUUAUUUUAUGAUGAAAAUAUAGUUUAUUACUGCAAAAGGUCCAAGGGUUAGGUGUAACAUGUCGUUCGGUGUAAUGUAGCCAACUGUCGAAGCCAGCUGUCAGAGGUUAAGAACCCUAAACCAAAAGCAAUAUCCCGUGACCAGCACGUCCCGGAAAGGAAGAUUAUGAUUGAACGUAGGUGCAUCACACUGCAUAUAAAAUCUGUUGAGGUACCUUACUGCAAAUCAGCAUGAAAUGGAUGGAUUAAAUAUAUGUGUACGUGUCACCAAGGCUACGACAGAAAAUGGAUUAAACUGCAUCAACUUGUAUGCUUCUAAAUAUUCCAAGGUAUUCAUAACCGUUGUAAUCGUGAUGUACUUUAAAAAUAAAUUAGUGUUUUAGA
This is a messenger RNA of Branchiostoma belcheri (Belcher's lancelet), 2944 nucleotides long. RefSeq lists its product as uncharacterized. The record is from RefSeq and is a predicted model, not a curated record. Lineage: Eukaryota; Metazoa; Chordata; Leptocardii; Amphioxiformes; Branchiostomatidae. Gene Ontology annotation, molecular function: carbohydrate binding. The transcript has 9 exons. The coding region runs from base 112 to 1719 and encodes 535 amino acids.